This is a messenger RNA of Fusarium sp. VM40, 981 nucleotides long. NCBI's taxonomy places the organism in Eukaryota, Fungi, Ascomycota, Sordariomycetes, Hypocreales, Nectriaceae. The record is from the annotation of a GenBank genome assembly.
AUGGCAUCACCAACAACUUUUGCGCAGGGUUCUAUCGAGCCGAUCGCUCAUGAUCAACAUGGCUCAGAGGAGGAUGAGUUUGAGACGUCAGAUUUUGACUCGGAGACCUUAUCGUCCAGCGCGACGAGUUUAAAUACGAGUAUUUAUCAGCAUGCGUUUGAGAAUGGAAGACGGUAUCACCAGUACCGUCAUGGAACAUAUCCCAUUCCAAAUGACGAUGCUGAGCAGAACCGAGACGACAUGAAGCAUGCAAUGAUGCUGGAGCUAACUAGUGGCAAUUUGUUCUUCUCGCCCAUCGGAGAUAACCCUCAAAAGAUUAUCGAUCUGGCCACCGGAACUGGCAUUUGGGCAAUUGACAUCGCCGAUAAAUUCCCCAGUGCUUCCGUCAUUGGAGUUGACCUCAGUCCUAUCCAGCCCUCUUGGGUCCCACCGAACCUCAAGUUCAUGGUCGACGACAUCGAGGAUGAGUGGAUGCACGGGAACGACUUUGACUUUGUGCACAUGCGCUGCAUUAGUCCUUGGUUAAAGGAUGAAGCACAUGAAACCUGGCGCUUGGAUCGAGUUCAAGAGCUUGACGCACGCGCAAACUGCGACGAUGGAUCUCUUGCGCCGGAUGCACCGCUCGCCAAAUUCUUCGACACUGCAGAGAAGGCCGUCGCCAGCUUUGGCAUGAAAUUCCGCGCUGGUGAAAAUCUUCGCGAACCUCUUGAGAAAGCCGGCUUCACCAACGUGAGCUGCAAAGUUCUCAAAGUCCCCAUUGGAACGUGGGCGAAGGACAAAAAACUCCGUCUCGUUGGUCUCUACUUAAAGACUGCUGUUAGUGACAUGUUUGGGGCCAUGGCCGCCAAGCCUCUACGCAAAAUCCUUGGGCCGGAAGAGAUUGAGGUUUUCUUGGCUCAUGCGAGAAAGGAUCUGGAAAAUGUCAAGAUUCAUUCUUAUGAAAAGUAUUACUUUUGGAUGGGACAGAAGUCCGAGAAGUAG